Amphimedon queenslandica is the source of this 4632-nucleotide messenger RNA. Its product is annotated as serine/threonine-protein kinase 11-interacting protein-like. Gene Ontology annotation, cellular component: cytoplasm. Gene Ontology annotation, molecular function: protein binding. The coding region runs from base 60 to 4487 and encodes 1475 amino acids. Lineage: Eukaryota; Metazoa; Porifera; Demospongiae; Haplosclerida; Niphatidae. The transcript has 30 exons. The record is from RefSeq and is a predicted model, not a curated record.
GGGCGGGGUCAAGAAGUGAAAUCCUUGUUCUGCUGAGUAAAGGAUCACAGGAUCAUAGUAUGAGCGCCUCUGGUUCAAUUGGAGACAAAUAUGUCACAGAAUUGAAGGAACUCUUUCGUGCUAGAGGUGUCCAGCUGUAUAAUGGUGAACACAGUCUGUCACUAACUUCAGCUUGUCUACAUUACAUAGAAAAGAAACUUCAAUCAUUACUAGAUGAUUCCAAGACUACCAGCAGAAGCCAAAAGUUAACUGACCUACAGUAUCUUCAUGAUUGUCUGGCUAAAGUCCAUUCAUUAAAGCUUAUUUCUGAUCGGAAGCACACAGUAGCUCCAUCACUUGUUGAUAUUGAUAUCUCUGUGUUCAGAUCAGCUCAGUGUUUAGUUUUGAGAAGGAUCCCUCUCUAUUCUCUCAAUAAUCUCCAGAAACUGAGACAGCAGCUAAGAGUACUCGUCAUUCAAAGAUCUAACUUGAGUACUCUUGAGGAGUUAUUAAUAAAAUGUGGUAGAGAUAACGCCAGAGCCUUUGCCUGGACUUCACUGAGGGAAUUGGAUUUAUCAUUUAACUACAUAAAACUGCUAGGGGAGUCACUGCAAUAUUUGCCUGAAGUUGAGUCAUUAAAUGUUAGCAGUAACCACAUUGGAGGGAGCGGCUGUGAAUCAAGCUGUGGUAGUAUUAACAGCAGCAACUCUGACAGACAAAAUGGACUGGAAGCAUUAACUGGUGUACAGUACAUUGAUAAAGCCAAGACACUUCACUUAGGAUUCAACCAGUUGACUUGUGUCCCUGAAUUUGGUGAUAGGGCAAAAUACAACUUAACUAAACUAAUUCUAAGAAAUAACCUGCUCAAAGACAUCAUUGGUUUGGAGGUUCUAGAUAGUCUUGUGGAGCUUGACAUUUGCGAGAAUCUCAUUAGUAAAAUGGAAGGACUUAAACCUUUACUGAACCUUCAUCACCUCAGUGUGUUGUCAGUGAUGGGUAAUCCAGUUUCUUAUGAUCCAAAGUAUCGGCUGAAACUGAUGUCUUGUUUAUCGAACCUUGUCUCACCUACUGCAUUUGAACUGGAUGGUAAGAAACUUUCUACAGUUGAAAGAAAGGCAAUAUCAAGAUCAACGACUCGCUAUUCUCCUCCCUCCACUCCAAUCAUCACUCCGUCCUCAUCUCCAGCAGCCUCUCAUUUUGAAGGACUCCCUAGGCCCACGGCACCCACUCCUGUCUCCUUCUCACCCAUCGCCAUAGUAACCAGUAAAACAAGCUCCACCUCCAGACAGGAGGAGUCAGUCACUGAAGGAGUGAGGCUGCAGAGCCUGACCUCAACGUCUCCUAAAUAUCCAUCAACGUCUCCUAAGUAUUCUCAAAGAAGAAAAUCCAGCCUCAAGAAGAAGCCAAGGAUUGUAGUUCUGAACGAUGAUGACACCAUUGUUGAUUCAUCUCUAUCGGCCAGUCAGACAUCUUCCAUUGUCCCAUUAUUGAGUACUGAACGUAUGAACAAACACAACAACCUGAGGACACAACUUAAAGACAAUUGGUUAAGUACAGCUGAGAGCUUCUCCACUUCAGUGGGUGGAGCUAAAAGCGAAGAUGAAGACACACCCUCUCCACUGUCACCACCUGGUCCUAAUGAAACUGGAGCUCAUCCUCAUUCCCAUUCCACAAGUGGACUCAGUCCCAUACCACCUCCAGUUCAAACUACCCCAUCACCAACUUAUGCUGUUCAUUAUAAAGAAACUGAUGGUCCCCUAACCAAUGGAGUGAGGGCUGCUACUCAACAAGACAGCACUGUCUUUAAAAUGGAGGAAGAAGAGGAACGCUUAUCGGAAUCACCAAUUGAAACAGGACCAAUCCCACAGGUGACUGGUAGUAUAUUUGAUGUGUCACUGCUGGAGAGCGACACUGAUGAAGAGAAGCCAUCAAAUAGUGACAAUGGAAGCACUUGGAUAUCAAUAUCUGACAGAUUCUUCCAAGAGAUUAACAUAUCGACACACACUGUUCAAGAUCAACUUGAUUUACAGUGUCUUAAAUCAGCUUCAGUUGAAAAGAAAAGAAUAAGAGGACAAGACAAGUCAGUGUUACUCCUCCAGUUUGCUUACGACAGGAGGGACAGAAGGAAAAGGGAAUACAUAUUGAAUGAUGACUCAUCAGAACAGAAUAUAAUGGAACAGCUCCAACCCAUUGUUGAAGCAAACACCUCAACCGUAUCCAUAGCAACAAAACUUGAAUGUUUCAAGUGUCAGGUUGUUUUUGAUUGGUCGGAGGCUCUUGAUGCUCCCCAGGACUCUCCAGCUGCUGUGUCAGCAGGAUUCUUCUCAACGUCUUUUGACCUGAACAAGAGACAGUUUGGUAAAAUAUGUCCAAAGUGUGCCGGGUUCUUAAUUCAAAUUAAUGACAGUGGAGCCAGCACUGGAUCCCUCCCUAGGAAACCUUUUCUGAGUAACCAAUCACCACUCGUUAAUGAGAGGAGUAAUGGUGACGCUAGUAUUCAAGAGAAUACUAAUAAUUUACUGAGCCCCGGUCAUAUUGAUGUAUCACAGUUUGCAAGCUAUCCUGAGCCAGCUCAUAACUCGCACGAAUAUUCAGAUUAUAGAGUUUCCUCUCGGCCUCCUAGGCUCAGUCCCAUUCCACCGAGCCCAUUCCCAGACAUGAGUCCUUUCCAAACACCACAGAAACCGCCAUCAGCCACACCUCUUUUAGUUAAAAGGGACGGGGCCUUGAUAGUGGAGGAUGAAGAGGAAGAACACGGACUGAGCCUGUCUUUUGGUGAAGCCUCAGAAAGUGUGUCUCCAUUAUCAUUUGGAGAAAAGAAUAAAGAAUCAACUGGAGCUACUUCUAAGCUGAAUACUUCCACUAAUCCUUUUGAUGAUGAUCUUCCUUCAAUCUCUCCUCUCUCCUCUCUGAGCUCAGGCCCAAGAACUAGUAAUACCAGUACAAACCCGUUUGACAACCUGCCCGAUUUAGAAUCCGAUUCCCAUUCCAGCAAGACUGGUUCCCGUCCUAGAGCAGAACAGGAAUCAGUUUCUGAAAGGGUUGACCGGUCCCCGGUCAGUAAACCGGUUCCGGUAACCAGUAAAACCAGUCAAUCUGGGGAUUACUUGAUGGCUAGGAGCGUCCCUAAUGAAGGUGGUGGCAAACUAAAGAACUAUAUACCAUCCUUUAUAAAGGGGAAGAAGGAAGACCCUGUUGAUAAGAAAGGAAAAUCACACGCAAGAUCCCAAAGUCAGGAUUAUAAAGUCCCUCCUCUUCCUGAGGCCAUGAAGGAGCGAUCUUUAGAGAAAUUAAUAGGAGGAGGAGUAGGGGGUGGGGCUUCAAAGAGGAGCGAUAAGACAACUGGAGGUUCCUCAAAAGCUGAUACUGAUCAUCAAGCUUCAGGUGGAGAGAAGAAGUCUUCUGGUAGUGGGAGUGGCAAUAGAAAACCAGGUGGCCUGUUUUCUGUUACGUCUAAGAAGAAACAAAGCUCUUCUCGUAAAACUCACCAUCACAGCUCAUCCGAGACUGAAGAGACCAAAGCUGCCCACUCUCCUGUAUGCCCUUAUAAGGAAGACGAUCCGACUUACAUUCACAAUAGCUUUCAAGUUCAUUUCAAUUUAGAAGUUUUUGAUAAUGAGAGAAAAGAAAAGUUUGAACUAGCGGCAAAAAUGCCGAUAGUGGAGUAUGGCAGCUGGAGUGAAGUGGAAACUGAGUCCUUCGUUAUUAUAUCAUCAAUCAGAGCUUACCUGUACAGAGUCACUGCUCCAGAGAGUUUGGAGCCUGACAGUUGGCUUGAGCUAACUAAAGAAUUAAAAUUGAAGAAUUUGGUUUACAUAAUAAUAGGCGUUGGAUACCAGUCUCUGAGAUUAGAGUUUGAUGAUCCUCCGCAGUGUUACACGUUUUUGAUAAGAAACGAAGAAAAAUGCAGAAAAAUGUUUGACAAAUUAUCUUAUGUUGUGUCUGAUAUCUCAAGGUCAAAGUUCAAAGGAGUCAAAGUUGGUCAACUAUCUCUUGUUAGUAUCAAAGAACCACAGAAAUACUUGAAGAAUGUACUAUCAUCGAAUUAUGAUUCCAGUAUCAGUGAUUCUGUUGACAAGAGAUCAGAGAAUGAUGACGAAACUGAAGAACAAGUCAAGAUAUUUCUACUUGUUCAUAAAUAUACUCCUCAAAAUGAUCCAGUUCUGGUACCAGUUACUUUGGUACUAACUAAUCUUUAUUUAUACUUGGCACUGGACAAUCCCCAGUGGCCACUCCCUAAGCUCCACCCACUGCCUGAUAAGAAUGACUUACUACCGCCAUACAGUGGAGUAAUGCAGAAACAGAUUACUGAUGUAGAAAAACUGGUACUUUAUGAUGAUCAGGUUUGCCAGUUCACUCUGCAAUUCUUUAACGAGAGUCAGCAGGGGCCGUCGGUUAGUUGGACUAUUGUCUCAAAAACUGGAAAGUCGGUUCAAAAAUUUGUACAAAUGUUAGAGAAAUUAUGGAUGGAGGAAUUUCAACUAACAUUGAAUAAAGAAUUUAGAUAAAUAAUUAUAUAAUGAUGACAAAUCAACAAUCUCUUCUCUAUAAUUAGUUAAUAAUAAUUUUGAUGGUGUGUGUGUGUGUGUAUAUAUAUGAUCGCUAUAUAUCUAUUUAUAAGUUAUGAUUCGUUACUAUAUAUAGAACAAGAAA